This is a messenger RNA of Vitis riparia (riverbank grape), 1257 nucleotides long. RefSeq names its product TMV resistance protein N-like. The record is from RefSeq and is a predicted model, not a curated record. The coding region runs from base 1 to 1257 and encodes 418 amino acids. Lineage: Eukaryota; Viridiplantae; Streptophyta; Magnoliopsida; Vitales; Vitaceae. The transcript has 2 exons. Gene Ontology annotation, molecular function: protein binding.
AUGUGUGAUUUGAAAUCCCUCGAAACAUUUAUUCUUUCUGGUUGUUCAAGACUCGAAGAUUUUCCUGAGAACUUUGGGAACUUAGAAAUGUUAAAGGAACUUCACGCAGAUGGUAUUCCUGUAAGAGUACUACCCUCCUCUUUUUCGCUCUUGAGAAACCUUGAAAUAUUAUCCUUUAAGGGAUGUAGAGGACCCCCAUCUACCUCAUGGUUGUUGCCAAGAAGAAGUUCAAGUUCUACUGGUUCCAUAUUGCAUCAUUUGUCAGGUUUAUAUUCUUUAACAAGGCUAAACCUAGGUUAUUGUAAUUUAUCAGAUGAAACAAACCUUAGCAGUCUUUGCCUCUUAUCUUCAUUGGAAGUGUUAGAUCUAUCUGGGAACAACUUUGUUACUUUGCCAAACAUCAGGGGACUUUCUAGCCUAGAAGGUCUGUUGUUGGAGAAGUGUAAAAGACUGCAAGUACUGCCAGAACUUCCAUCAAGCAUAUAUAGUUUAAUUGCACAAGAUUGCAUAUCAUUGGAAAAUGCCUCAAAUCAAGUACUCAAGUCACUCUUUCCAACUACAAAGUCCCCGAAGAAAACUUUCAAGCGUAAUUCGGGUGCACACUUGAUAUAUGUGAUGGUUUAUGGGAGUAGAAUACCAGAUUGGGUAAGGUAUCAGAGCUCAGGGUGUGAAGUAGAAGCAGAUCUACCUCCAAAUUGGUAUAAUUCCAACUUGCUGGGUCUUGCUUUGAGCUUUGUCACUUAUGUUUUCGCAUCUAAUGUAAGAAUUCCAGUAUCGUAUACCUUGCGCUAUUCAACAUCCAGUUACAUUGCUAACCGCAUUAGUAUCAGAUGUGAUAAGGAAGGUGUAGGGUUAGAUCACGUGUGGCUACUUUAUAUAAAACUCCCCCUCUUCAGCAAUUGGCAUAAUGGAACUCCCAUAAAUUGGCAUGAAGUGACUCACAUCGGUGUAUCAUUUGGGACUCAGGUCAUGGGGUGGUAUCCUCCGAUUAAGAGGUGUGGGUUUGAUCUAGUGUACAGUAAUGAUCAAGACGUGAAUCCCCCAGUGAUCCAAUUCAGCUCUAUCUCCUCUCCUCCUCUUCCGAACAAGUCAACAGUAGUCCUUAAAGAAAUCCAUGAGGAUGAGGAGGAACUCAGUGGAAGUGGGUUGUCGAAUGUUGAUGGCUCAGAAUCAGACAGCUCUGAUUACCAUACUGUUGAUGAGGAGGAACUCACUACUGCAACUGCAAUUGACCGCUCAGAGGAUCACUCUUGUUAG